AUGAUGGUUCUUGAGACUCAAACCAGUGUGCCAGUGGGGCCCCGUGGGUGUAGGGAGCAGUGGAGCCACGUGAAGCAAGGCAGGCGUCCGCUAACUGCAUGUUCUUUGUGUCCGUUUGGUACUGAGCUGGUUUCAGUUUUUGUUUUUUUUUCUGAUGUUUCCGAGUUGUUGACUUCAAGGAACUGGGUUUUGUGUAUUUUUUUAGACACUGGGAACUUGUUAAAAGGAAAAGCAGCAGCACCGGGAGGCUCAAGGUGGCGUGUGGCUGGAGCUGAGGGCGGCCCCAGCCGACAUGGGUGGGAGGAGGGCAGAUGUGCCGGCAGCAGCUGGCGCAGGGAGCGGCUCCUUCUGCGACGGGCAGGAGAAGCCUUUCAGCAGCAGCGCUCCCAGCCCUGCUUAACUGCAGUGCCGAGUUCACUGCCCCGCCAGCCUGCUCACCUCCCAGACACCAAAUCUGUCGGAUACCACGCGCCUGGCUCUGAAUGUCCCCGGCCACCCUCCAGUGCCAUGUGCUUUCGGCUGGGGUCCUGGCUGCCGGCUAGGCUGGGGGUCCCGGGGAGGGUGGCCCUAGCUGCCUGCUCCCCCUUGCUCACUGCUUGGGGACGGGGAGGAGGGACAUGGGGGACCACCCCUGGCAGCAGCGUAAGUUGCGCUGAAGCCACGAGCAAACCUGCUCGGAGGGCAGGCAGCCUUGGUGUGAGCAGCCCCGUGCUGCGUUCCUCCUCCACCGAGGCCCGCUGCCCGCAGGGUGCUGGAGGGAAAUGCAGCGGGAGGCAGGUGCCCAGCGGAGGCAGGGACAGCCGGAGGUUGGUGCGGGUGGGCGCUGGGCCGGUGGCCGGGGUGAGCACUGCGUGGGGGAUGCAUGGGUGCUUGGUCCUGGCUGGGACUCAUCUGUCAGUUCUAAGCAGGGAUGCCAGAGCGGGUGAGAGAAACCUACAUAUUUCCAGCAUGUAUAUUAUUUUUAGAAGAGGGAGAGGGGAGAGUCUUGGACCAUUGAUUACUUUCAUUUUGCUCCCCUUAGACUGUUGGCUGUGUAUGUGAAACUUAUAAUGAAAAGAGGGUUGCCCUGCCCAGGUGCUCCCAGAACAUGUACUGUAAUUCUUUGUAUAUAGAAGAAAAAUUACUGUAAAGUAAAGUUUAACUUUACUCUCGA
Molecule: messenger RNA, 1153 nt
Organism: Falco peregrinus (peregrine falcon)
Lineage: Eukaryota; Metazoa; Chordata; Aves; Falconiformes; Falconidae
Exons: 1
Coding region: 1-1041 (346 amino acids)
Source: RefSeq, a predicted model, not a curated record